CGCUGACUCAUCACCAAGCACCUUCGCAGCUCUUGUGGAAGCUCGGGGCGUCGGUCGAGACGCUGGCUUCGAGGCUUCGAAAAAAGCUUCGAAAAAGCGCUUGCGGUGCGACUGCCACGUCAUAGGAUCUAUUUAUAGCACGACGUGGCGCCUCAAAAUGGCGCCAAAUGUACCGGUUGGCGGGCCAUUUUGAGUCGCUACCUCGAGAGUUAUGGCGAUGACCACUUCCGCUUCCGACGCCAUGUGGCCGAUCCCGACGCUCCUUGCAUCGACGCCGUCGGGCCGCGAGGUCCGAGAGUACUACGUCGACGAAGGCACGCCCUCGGUAGACAUGACCGUCGCAACGCACGCGCCUCUGCGGUCCUCUGCGCUUCCAGACGCGCCGCUUUUGCCGUGGUGGGGCUUCUUCCUCGGCGCACUCAUCGCCAUGCUCAUGACGCUCGUCGUGUACAAGCUCGUGCGCGGCAAGCGAAAAGGCCGUCACUUGUACCGGACGGUCCCGCUCGCGCAACUCGUCUCGGUCUGCGAGUCGGGCGAAGGCGCAACCGAAGACUACGUCUUAAUUGAGGUCUAGUCCGUUUCGCAGCUCAACUCGAUAGAUAUAUACACGCCAAUAGAGAGAAUAUUUGAUUGCCU
Messenger RNA from Saprolegnia diclina VS20, 636 nucleotides. RefSeq lists its product as hypothetical. Lineage: Eukaryota; Oomycota; Saprolegniomycetes; Saprolegniales; Saprolegniaceae. The record is from RefSeq and is a predicted model, not a curated record. The transcript has a single exon. Bases 212 to 574 code for a protein of 120 amino acids.